Molecule: messenger RNA, 10409 nt
Organism: Mobula hypostoma (lesser devil ray)
Lineage: Eukaryota; Metazoa; Chordata; Chondrichthyes; Myliobatiformes; Myliobatidae
Gene: haus4
Product: HAUS augmin-like complex, subunit 4
Exons: 10
Coding region: 172-1383 (403 amino acids)
Biological process (GO): centrosome cycle; spindle assembly
Cellular component (GO): HAUS complex
Molecular function (GO): microtubule minus-end binding
Source: RefSeq, a predicted model, not a curated record
CGCAGGCGCCUGUAAAUUUAGUCCUUGCCCAUUGUUGGGGGUUUUCAGUGUGAAUAAACAUCACACUGGGAGAGACAGAUAUCCUUCAGCUGUCUGGGAGUUUCAUGAGGCUCCGGACCCCCGCCACGACGGAGUGCGGUUGGUCCUCCUGCAAGCGCGGGCCAUCCCGUGAUGCCGCGGGCCGCAGGAGGCGGCGCUCUGGGCCCGGAGCCCCGCCCGGUCAUCCCGGCGGCGCGGGGAGUCCCGGCGCGCACCGCGCUCCUUCGAACGGGCCGUGACGGCGCGAGGAUGGAGGGCGCGAGCGGGGAGCAGCUGUGUCACGCGGUCUCCCAGUGCGUGCCCCACCUCAACCUGUCGGCCAAGGAGCUGGCCAGUCACCCCAAGUUUUCCCGGCUGCUGCUGUCGCUUACCGACCGCCUCGACCGGACCGGGCUCAGCCUGUCGCUCAAGAGGGACCUGGAGAGGGCCAGUGGGGAUCUCAGGGCGCGCAGAUGGCAGUGGCUGGCAGCGGAGGCGCUGGAGAGGACGGUGGAGGAGCUGGCGGCCGAGCGACAUGCAGCUCACGCUGAGAAGGCUCCAAAUCGGGAGGACCAGCAGUUCCUGGAGACUCUGGAGCAGUGCUGGGCACUGGGGCGAUGCCGGAGGGGGCUGGACAUGAGGACGGAGCUGACUGAGGACCCCCAACCCCCAUUGCUUGGCCUGCGAAAGGACCACUUGAACGAGCUGCAGCCUGGGACCAAGGAGGUUCUGGCGAUGAGGCGACGCCUGGUGACUGAAGUGGAACAGCGACUGGUGCGGCAGUGUGUGGAACUCCUCACCUAUGUCUGGCCGCAGUAUGAUGGAGAGAGCCCAGGAGUGGUGCUGGCGCGUGGACGGGAGCUGGUGGAGUGGAUCCAGGCAGAGGAACUCCGAGUUGAUGGCCUAAUGCAGCAGGACCAGUUCAACCAGGCAGCCAUCAGCAGGCAGAUGGUGGCAUGUCUCACGGUGCUGAUGCGUUGCUACGAGCUCCUUCGGACCCUGACGGAGACCCACCGACUGGACUGCCAGCCGUUACUUGACCAGUCCCUCCUGGAGUACCUGAAGUUGAAGAGACAGAUGAUGUUCAGCAAGCUGCGGUUACUGAGACUAGAGGUCCAUCAGGAGAUGUUCAACAGAGACGUGGUGGGAGCUCACCGGACCAUCAGGGAACUGCUGCAGGAAGCACUGUCGCUACAGGAGGCUCGGCUCGGCCCCACGAUGGGGCAACUGGAUCUGUUCCGCCAGCUGGGCCCCGAGUUCGAGGACCUGGUCCAGGAAUACAACCGGCUGCUAGGGCGCCUUGAACACAAGCGGUGGGCCCUGAACAAUUUCAGCGAGACCCUGGGGAACGGGGGGAGUGGCUAGGGCAGGGAGCAAUUAAAAAACUGCACCUCACCCCGUCUCCAUUCUGUGUGCUGGCCAAGGGAGGUGUGACACUUCCACUGGAUUGGUCCAUGCAAUCUGCAUCCGAUACAUUUCCUCUUCCCCACUGUGCCCCCCCCAUCUACAAUUCGGUCCCAGCCUAUAUCUGUAUUCUAUAUAACCUCAACCCUCAGCCCCUCUCCCAAACUCUGGAUCAGAUCCAAGCCUCUAACUCUUUUCCGGGGAUCUGUUAUUCUGUAUACAAACCCACUAAAUCCCUGUAAUUUGUAUAUAAGAUCUCCCCCUCCACCACCGAUACCCCCACCAGCACCCAAUUGAUAGCUAGCAUGCCAUUGGCUGGUACAGUCCGGCGCUCCACCAAUUGCAGGACGGCAGAGCCCCGUCGCCUGGCGCAGGAUGACGUAGACAGGGUCAGAGAGGUACGUGGCCAGCAGCUGGUUGUUCACCUGCAGGAAGGUGAGGCCCUGUGGAGGGAGGGAGGUCCUGGUUACUGACGGCCCAGGUCCACAAGGGGACACUCCCCACUAAGUGGGGUUAGUCCAGGCACCCCACAGCCACCACAUUACUUUACUGCCAUCAAGAUAAGUAGAGACUUUUUUUUUUAUUAAGUGCAAUUGUGAACAAUAGCCAAAUCAGAAAUGCUGAUCAAGUCAACUAGUUCCCAGAGAGAACUCUGAUAGGCCAGUCAGAUGGUUCACUGCUGCUCAGCGACAGAACACAAAAAAAUCAUAUGUACAAUUAAGAAACAUUAAAGAAUAGUAGAAAUACUGGAGUCAUGAUGAUCAUGAUGAAGUCUGCUGGAGAGAGACACUUAUACACAUGCUGUCCUCCAUAAUUCAAAGAGAUUGAAGGAUAAGGUUGCAGGGUGACAAAACACGGCAGGAGCACUUGGAACUAAAAACUAAUCCCUACCGGAAGAAAACAGCACCUGUUCUUUCCGCUCUGUUCUCCAGCAGUUUAAGGACUAAGUUCAGCCGGAACAUAACUCACAAGUGCUCUUGGAAGUCAGGAAUUAACCCUACCUGCCAACAACCAAGCAUUGCCAUCCUGGUCCCCUUCAUGAUAGCUUAUGAAGAAGCCUGUGACUUCCCUCCCAGAGAUGAUAGGUGUUUGUGCACUCGACUCUUGAAGGCUUGGUCCCCAUCGUCGCAGAUGUUUCCAACCACAGCAUCUGGAAGGCUAUUCCAGAUUCUGAUAGCACAGUGAAGGAAACUUCUAUCCAGUGUGUAGGUUCUUGCAUCAGGCACAGGAACAGCAUGAGCAGGCAUAGAUAAACUUAGAUAGAUAGACAUACUUUAUUGAUCCCGAGGGAAAUUGGGUUUUGUUACAGUUGCACCAACCAAGAAUAGAGUAUAAAUAUAGCAAUAUAAAACCAUAAUAAUUAAAUAAUAAUAUGUAAAUUAUGCCAGAUGGAAAUAAGUUCAGGACCAGACUAUUGGCUCAGGGUGUCUGACCCUCCAAGGGAGGAGUUGUAAAGUUUGAUGGCCACAGGUAGGAAUGACUUCCUAUGACGCUCUGUGUUGCAUCUCGGUGGAAUGAGUCUCUGGCUGAAUGUACUCCUGUGCCCAACCAGUACAUUAUGUAGUGGAUGGGAGACAUUGUCCAAGAUGGCAUGCAACUUGGACAGCAUCCUCUUUGAUCGUGUGGUGCGCCGUCUCUCAUGAGAUGAAGGCAGCAUGGCGCGAAGGUCUGCAGGGCUGUGGCUGGUGGGCAUUUUGUAUAGCACAGCAACCUGUCGUCUGUGGUGUAAGCUACUGACGGCUAGCUUCUCACGAGCUGUGGCUUCAUCUGCACCUAUAAUCCUGAGAGCCUUUCUUUGAGUGGAAUCAAGCUGGCCGAGGACACUCUGUGAGGCAUUCAUCCAUGAUAAGCAGGCAUACUCCAUGAUACUUCGUACCCGGGCUUUGUAAACCAUGGCUCUGCCCUCUUUGUCUAGUUUGGAUGCUGCUUUCUGCAGAGCUCCAAGCCUUGUUUGAAAUAGUAGAAAGAUGUUUAUCCCACACCAACUUGCUGUCAAUAUUAACACUAAGGAUUACUAGCUCCUUCUUUAAAUCCAGCUUGCAGUUCCCAAAAUGCAGAUCGGGGUUAGAUGGAUUCCUCUUCCUAGACAUCACCAUCACCUUGCACUUAGUAGGCUCAAAGGUGACAUUCCAGUCGCCUGCCCAGGCUUUCAUCCUGUCAAGAUCCCUAUUCAGGCCUCCUGCCGCUGUAUCACUCUCUCCUGCUCUAAUUGGUGCAAAUAGUGUGGAGUCGUCAGUGUACAGGUAUAGCUCGUUACUGCAUGCAUCAACCAAGUCGUCAAUAAAGAUGGAAAACAGAAGUGGCCCAAGUAUUGAACCCUGUGGUACAGAUGCAUUGAUGGUUGAAGAAUCAGGAGCCUGACUUUGAUGGUCCGUCCGUGAAGGUAGCUCUGCAGCCAUCUAGGCAGCUUUCAGAUAUUCCUUUGGAUCUCAGCUUAACUCAGAGUCCAUUAAGCCAGACCUUGUCAAAUGCUCCUUUGAUAUCCAGGGCUAUGAGACACACUUCUCCACCUUUGUCUAAGAAGGUGUUCCACGUUUGAGGUAAGGUGGUGAGGAGAUCGGCUGUACUGUGAUCAGGUCUAAAUCCAUACUGCCUACUUGACAUAGAUUGAAGUGUGCUCAUUGUUUUCAGAGGAGCAUAAUCACACUCAGUGGCCACCUUGUUAGGUACAGUGCCAUGCAAAAGUUUGGGCACCCCAAGGGAUUCGAGCUCUCAGAUAAUUUUUACCAAAGGUCUCAGACCUUUAUUAGCUUGUUAGGGCUAUGGCUUGUUCACAGUCAUCAUUAGGAAAGGCCAGGUGAUGCAAAUUUCAAAGCUUUAUAAAUACCCUGACUCCUCAAACCUUGUCCCAACAGUCAGCAGCCAUGGGCUCCUCUGAACAGCUGCCUAGCACUCUGAAAAUUAAAAUAAUUGAUGCCCACAAAGCAGGAAAAGGCUUUCAGAAGAUAGUAAAGCAUUUUCAGGUUAUCGAUUCCAAAGGGAAUUACAGUGUCACAGUAACAUUACAAGGGCACAGAUAAAUAAAUAUUAGGAGAGUAGUAAGAAAGAAUUUUUAAAAAGUUGCUUUAAAAAUAAGAUGUACAAGAUUUACAGGAUCUACAAGCCCGGUGUAUGGGGGAGCACGCCCCACUGUGUGGUUAGAUUAGUCUGUGCACUCCAUAUCACCUUACCCUCCACCCCCCACCCCAUGUAGGUGGAUGGGAUGAGACACUACAUGUGUACCAACCCUGAUGCAUUUAAGCUCUGCCAUAUCCCUCUCAACCUUUCCUAUACCUAUCCCUGUCCAAAUGGGUUUUAUAUGUAAUUGUACCUGCUUCUGCCACUUCCCCUUUUCAUAUACCCAUCACCCUCUAUCUGAGUGAUAGACCUACCUCUGAGGUCCCCUAUUGAAUCUCUUCCCUCUCACCUUAAACCCAUUUUAGAUUCCCCAGGGGGUGGAGAGACUGUGACUGUCCACCAGAAGGAGAAAUCAAUCGAUGUUGGUUCCAUCAGGUUGGAGGCUACCCGGAUGCUGCUCCUCCAACCUGAGGGUGGCCUCAUCUCGCCACAGGAGGAGGCCCGUGGUCUGACAUGUCGGGACGGGAAUGGGAAUCAGAAUUACAACUCUCCACCUCAGCUAUGCCCCUCGUGUUCUAUGAACUUCUUUCGGUUCUCCCCUCAGCCUCCCUCACUUCAGGAAAAACUGUCCCAGUUUGUCCCGUCUCUCCUUAUGACCGAAGCCCUCCAGUCUGGGCAACAUCUUCUCUGCACUCUCUCCAGCUUAAACCACAUCCUUCCUAUAGCUGGGUACAGUUCUGCAAGAACAGCUGUAACGUAGCAUCCCAAAUCCUGUACUCAGUGCUGUGAUGAAAGCCAGCGUACCAAAUGCCUUCACCACUCUGUCACCACUUUCAAGGAACCAUGUACCUGCACUUCUAGGUAAAUUGUCACAUAGCCAGAGUCUUGCAGUGCUGUCCAUACAGAUCAAUUCAUUACACGGUGCACAGAGUUAAAACAAUAACAGAAUGCAGAUUGAAGUGUACGGAGAAAAUAUAGUGAAGGCAGAUAAAAGUUGCAAGGCCUUAAUGAGGUAGAUUUUGAGGUCAAGAGUCCAUCUUAUACAAGAGGUCUCAAGCGGGGCAGAAACAGACCUUGAGCCUGGUAGUACGUGCUUUCAGGCUUUUGCCAACGGGGGGAGAAGAUGAAUGUUGUUUUUUUUUAUUAUGCUGGCUACUUUACCAAGUCAGAAGUAUAGGCGGUGUCCCUAGAGGGGAGGCUUGUUUCCUGCAAGCGCAACUCUCUGUAGGUUCUUGUCAGGGUAUACAAAUCUGCCAUGCAUGUGUUUUCCAGGCACCCCCUACUCUCUGUAAUAAUGAAAAAAAGAGCUUGCCCCACACACUUCCUUUAAAUCCCCCCCCCUCACCUUAAACCCAUGCCCUCUAGUAAUUGAUAUUUCUCCCCUGGGGUAAAGGACUCUGUCCACUGUAUCUGUUAUAAACCUCAUCCAGGUCUCUGGAUCUUUACUCUCUGACCUGUCCUCACGGCUGCAUUGUGUAUGUGUGUGUGUCUGUCUACACUGCUGUCUCCAGUCAGCGGGAACCCCGGAGAUUUUGAUAGCGGGGCAUUCAGGGGUGAUAAAUUCAUUUAAUGUUAUGUUCAAUGUACACCCAUAGAACAUUGAACAAUAUGGCAAAGAAACAGGCAAUUCUGCCCAUGAAGUUGUGCCAAACUAAUUAAAUAUCAAAGUGAACCAAUCCCUUCUGUCUACACAAAGUCCAUAUCCCUCCAUUCUCUGUAUGUUGAUGUGCUCUCUCAUAUAUGCCUCCACCUCCCCGGCAGCAUAUUCCAGACACCCAUCACUCUCUGCUCUGCUCACCUCCCGCCUACUCUAUGUAUGCCUCUCAUAACCUUAUAAACCUCUAUCAGGUCUCCCUUCAGCAUCUCCUUGUAGCUCCUGCCCUCUAAUCCGGGUAGCAUCCUGGUGAGCCUCUUCUGCACCCUCUCCAAAGCCUUCACAUCCUUCCUGUAACGGGGUGACCAGAACUGAAUGCAAUACUCCAGAAGCAGUCCGGCCGCAGUUUUAUUAAAGCUGAAACAUUUUUGGAGUUAGCUGCCUACGUACAGGGUGACAAAUUCAGAUGCACACCUGGUGCUCACGAGGAGGGAUUUGUGGGGAGUUUCUGUCGGGAAUGUGAUCUGGACAUCUGACCCGGUUUGGAUUAAUCAGUGACCUUGUUGACGAGGUUCUCCCAGGUAUCAGCGAUCUUGAUCAAACUGUACAUUGCUUCUGCAGAGUGAAGGUCAGAACCAUGGGCCGUGGUUGCUGGAACGUAGGUGGAACAGGCACAGGAGGAGGCCACAGACUAACACAGCACUGAAACAGGACCUUCCAUCCAACCUAUCCAUUCCCAUCAAAGCCAAUCACAUUUCACCCUUGUCCCUUUCCUAUCUAUGAUUCUGUCCAAGUGCCUUUUGAAUGUACCUGCCUCAACACUUAUUCCAGCAGCUCGUUCCAUAUGCAGACCACCCCCUGGGUGAAGAAGUUGCCCCUCAGGUUUCUAGUCAAUCUCUCCCCUCUCACCUUAAGCUCUGAGGGAAAAAAAAAGUGUGCAUUUUCUUUCCUAUGCCCCUUAUGAUUUGAGCCUGUCCGGUCUCGUUAUAACUCAGUCCCUUGAGUCCUGGCAACAUCGCUUUAAAUCACCUCAGCACUCUCUCCAGCUUAAUAGUAAGAAGGCGACCAAAACUGAACAUAAUACUCCCAAGUGUGGCCUCACCAGUGUCUCUUGCCACUGGAAUAUAACGUCCCAACUCAUUGCCCUGACAUAUGAUGGACGGUGUGCCAAACACCCUCUUCACCACUUGGUCUAACUGUGACGCCACUUUGGGAAACCAUAUACCUGUCCCUGUACCCUUGAGUCCCUCUGUUCCCCAGGGCCCUGCCAUGGCCUACCCUGGUUUCAAUUCCCGAAACAUCUCGCGUUGCGCUUAUCUGGGUCAAACACAGAUAUCGGCCCGACGGCCCAACCAGUCCAUGGUUCCCAACCAGCUAGACGUAGUUUCCUGCACUUGACCCAGACCCCACCCCUCCAUGCACCUGGGUGCUUUGGUGGUACAACCACUUUUGGCAGCUCGUUCCAUCCGCGUGAAAAAGUUGUCAUUCAGAGCCCUUUUAAAUCUUUCCGCUCUCACCCUAAAUCUAUGCCCCCCCCCUUGUUAUGGACUUCCCUAUCUCAAGGGAGGGACUGUUCCUGUCCACCCUAUCUAUGCCUCCUGAUUUUAAACACUCUGUAAGGUUGCUCCUCAUUUUCCUUUAUUCCAUGGACGAAAGACCUGCCCAACCUCUCACUAUAACUCGGGACCUCUAGUCCUGGCAAUGUCCUUGUAGAUCUCUACACUCUUUCCAGUUUAACCACAUCUUUCCUAUGACAGGGCAGCCGAAAGACUACAGAGUAUUGCAAGUCUCAGCAAUUACCUUUACUACUGCAAUGUAAAGUUAAUGUACAAUGCUAAUAUUAAUGCAACACAAUAAACCAACUUACAACGUACAAAUGGUUUUUUUAGUGUAAUAUUAAGCCAGGUACAGUGAAAAACUUGUCUUGCAUACUGUCCAAACAAAGAAUAUUGCACAAUAUAGGUCAGUUGUGGAUAUGGGCUGAGAAAUGGCAGAUGGAGUUUAACCCAGAUUAAUAUGAGGUGUAGCACCUCGGUAGGACAAAUGCAAGGAGACAGUACACUGUUAGGGGCAAGACCUUUAACAGUGUUGCUGAGUAGAGAGAUCAUGGGGUCCAAGUUCAUAGCUCAUUGAAAGUGGUUCAUAGGAGGUUAAGAAGGCUUAUGGAAUGCUUGCUUUUAUUAGACGAGGCAUUACAUUCAGAAAUCAAGAGAUAAUCUCUGGUUAGGCCCCAUCUGAGGUAUUAUGUACAGCUUUGGUCCCUCCACUAUAGGAGCCUUUGGAGAGGGUGCAGAAGAGGUUUAACAGGAUGCUUCUGGUUGAGAGGGUAUAUGUUGUCAUGAGAGGCUGGAUAAACUUGGGUUGUUUCCUCUGGAGUGGCCGAGGGGAGAUCGGAUAAGGGUUUACAAGAUCAUGAGAGGCGGAGAUAGAGUAGACUAAGAGUAUCUUUUUUCCCCAGGGUAGAAGUGUCUAAUACCACAGCGCAUGUAUUGAAGGUGAGAGGGGAGGAAGUUCAAAGGGAAUGUGAGGGGUAAAUUUUUGACUCAGUGGUGGAUGCCUGGUAUGGUGGUAGAGGCAAAUACAUUAGAGGCUUUUAAGAGAUGUUUGGAUAGGCACAUGAAUAUUAGGAGGAUGGAGGGAUAUGGACAUUGUGAAGGUAAGAGGGAUUAGUUUUUUAAAAAUUUAUUUUUAGCUGGUUUGGCACAAUGUUGUGGCUGGAAGGGUCUGUUCCUGUUCUGUGUUCUGUGUAGAUCAUUUCAUUACAGAGUGACUUGAAGUGGAACAAUAGAAAACAACAGAAUGCAGAAUAAAGUUGCAGUCGCAGGGAAAGUGCAGUGCAGGUCGAUAAUAAGGUGCAAGGCCACCAUGAGGUAGAUUGUCAGGUCAAGAAUCAGAAAGGGACCCUUCGGCCCAUUUAGUCAAUGCUGAAACCAUUUAAACUGCCUGCUCCCAUCAGCCUGCACUGGGACCAUAUCCUCCAUACCCCGGCCAUCCAUGCAUCUAUCCAAACUUCUCUUAAGCGUUGAAAUGGAGCUCGCAAGCACCACUUCUGCUGGCAGCUCAUUCCACACUCAUGACCUUCUGAGUGAAGAAGUUUCCUCUCAUGUUCCCCUUAAAAUUUUCACCUUUCAUACUUAACCCAUGACCUCCAGUUGUAGUUCUACCCACUGAGUGUCUUAUAGCAGAGGUUAGAAGCUGCCCUUCAGCUUUUUUAUCUUCAGCCCGGUGGAAGGGGGGAGAAGAGAGAGUGCCCAGGGUGGGAGAGGUGUCUUUUGAUUAUGCUGGCUGCUUUACCGAAGCAGUGAGAAGGGAGAUUAAUUUCCAUGAUGUGCUGAGCUAUUCCCACAACACUCUGCAGUUUCACACACCUACCUUCUCCCCUCACCUGGUCUCACCUAUCACCUGCCGGCUUGUACUCCCUUCCCUCCCCCACCUUCUUAUCCUGGCUUCUACCCCCUUCAUUUCCAGUCUUGAUGAAGUGGCUCGGCCCAAUAGAUCGACUGUUUAUUCCUCUCUAUAGAUGCAGUCUGACCUGCUGAGUUUGUGAAUCUACAAUUUCUUGUGGUCCCCAGCAGAACAGUAAUCAUACCAGGCUGUGAUACAUCCUGGUAGGAUGGUUUCUAUGGUCUAUCAAUAAAAACUGGUGACAGUCAACGUGAAUGUGCCAACUUUCCUUAGCUUCUUGACAAUGGCCUCUCCUUGCUUGGACCAGGGCAGCUCUUGGUGAUGUUCACUCCUGGGCACUUGAAGCUCUCCACCUCAGCACCAAACUUCAAAUUGGUUCAUUUUCAUCCCUGUCGAGGGAGCACUCAAGAUCUCGAAGACCUCCUCAGUCCCUUGGACACUGCGCCCCUCCCUCUUCAUAGAUACAUGGAAACACGACGUAAACUUCAAUCUUCAGAAAAGUUUCAAAAAUGAUUCCGGAAACCAAUGCAACAGGAGGAAAAGAUUAAUGAUGGCAAAGAACACACAAAAUGGUGAAGGAUCUCAGCCCAAAACUUUAUUCUGCUACAUACCUACUGAGUUCCUCCAGCAUUUUGUGUGUGUUGCUCAAGAUUUUCAAUAUCUGCAGAAUUUUUGUGCUAAUUAAUGGUAAAGAUAAUGUUGUAGAAAAUUAAAUAGCCAGAAAUAAAAUUGCAGAAAGGUGUACUGUGUUGAGACACUGGGUUUCCUUGGACAAAGGUGGGUGUUUAUGCUUUGGGAGCAUUCCAGGUUUCUGGCCUGGAAUGGGGUGGGUCGUCCUGUGAGGGAAGGCUGGUCUGCUCCAGUUAGCAGAGGAAGAAGGAGCUGGGUCCUGACAUUUCUAGAGUGGUGUGGAGAAGAUGUGGGAGAAACA